ACCAGCAUAGCUUAAAAUUAAAGCUUAAAAAAAACAAGGCUAUGCAACAGAUAGUUGAUAGAGAGAAAUCGUGAAAAGAGCGCAGAAGGGAAGGAAGCAUCUUUGGUUUUCCUCCAAUGGCAGAUGCCUCAAGUCGAUCCAGGGACCUCGACAAGCUCCUUCUCAGACCUGGCAAUCUCGUAGGUCCCAGGUUCGAACCUGGCGCCGAGCUGAGAGAUGAUCUUUCGGCCUUCGCGAAAGUGUUGGUGGUAGGGGCAGGUGGCUUGGGUUGUGAAUUGUUGAAGGAUUUAGCCUUGUCUGGUUUUCGAAACCUUGAGGUCAUUGAUAUGGAUCGCAUCGAGGUUACUAACCUCAACCGCCAAUUCUUGUUCAGGCUUGAAGAUGUUGGCAAGCCGAAAGCUGAGGUAGCUGCCAAGCGUGUCAUGGAAAGAAUUAGUGGCGUGCAUAUUGUGCCGCAUUUUUGCAGGAUUGAGGACAAGGAUAUUGAUUUUUAUAAUGAGUUUAGCAUUAUUGCCCUUGGUCUUGAUUCCAUUGAGGCACGGAGCUAUAUCAAUACGGUCGCUUGUAGUUUUCUAGAGUAUGAUUCUGAUGAUAAUCCACGAGAAGAGACAAUUAAACCUAUGGUUGAUGGUGGGACUGAAGGUUUCAAGGGCCAUGCUAGGGUUAUCUUGCCAGGGAUCACACCGUGCUUUGAGUGUACCAUCUGGCUUUUUCCACCUCAAGUGAAGUUUCCUUUGUGCACCCUGGCAGAAACCCCUAGAACUGCUGCCCACUGUAUUGAAUAUGCUCACUUAAUUAAGUGGAAUGAGGUUCAUGGUGGAGUGGGUUUUGAUCCAGAUAACCCUGAGCAUAUGAAAUGGGUUUAUAACGAGGCUGUCAAGAGGGCCGAGCUUUUUGGUAUUCCUGGAGUCACUUAUUCUCUUACCCAGGGCGUUGUGAAGAACAUCAUACCGGCUAUAGCUUCAACAAAUGCAAUUAUAUCAGCCGCAUGUGCACUUGAAACAUUGAAGAUUGCAACAGAGUGCAGCAAAACAUUGUCAAACUAUUUAACGUAUAAUGGAUCAGAAGGCCUCCAUACUAAAGUAGCAGAGUUUGAAAGGGACAGAGACUGUCUUGUGUGUGGUCCUGGCAUACGUAUUGAACUGGACACUUCAACCACAUUGCAAAAGUUCAUGGAUCUUCUGGAAGAACAUCCUAAGUUGCGAUUAUCAAAAGCUAGUGUUACACAUCGAGGAAAGAAUCUGUACAUGCAAGCCCCCCCUGUUUUGGAAGAAAUGACUAGAUCAAAUUUGAGUCUAACUCUUUUUAAUCUCAUGGGUAAACUGUCCAAGGAUGUUGUGCAUGUGAAUGGUACAACAAACAAGAAUGACCAAAAGUUCUCAUGUUUGAGAAAAUUACGUGUUGUUUUCAAGGGAGUUGAUGGGGUUACAGAUAUGGAUACAGCUGGAGGAGCAUAAUUUAGACACCAAAUAUACUUUGCUGCUUGAACAUAUUUUGGCUUUAUAAGCAUAAUUAAUGGUAGAUAUCACAGCUUGUUUCCAAUAUUGGUCAGGUAAGGUUUUACAGUUUCUACCCUGUCUAAAUUAUUCAUAGUAUAUAACACUCAAUGCUGUGGAUUUGUUGCCCCACAGAGCGAUGAAUUUUGGCUAUUGGAUUUUAUCUUAUGAGCUUAGAUUGAUGGAGCACAGUUAGACAAUGGAUAUUUGAUGCAAUUAUGCUGCUUAGAUGUUUCUAACUGCCCGUAUUUCAUCUCUGAAAUCUGAAGUUCGCUUUAAAAUAUCUUGAUGGGGAUGGAUUGUAAAUUUAUUUUGUGGAAGAGAAAUGUGCACAUGAGAAUCAUUUGGCAAUGAAUGAUUAAGAAUCUUGCAUAUUCUGGUAUAAAUUUAUUAUUAUUUUGUUACUGU
Messenger RNA from Abrus precatorius (Indian licorice), 1904 nucleotides. Its product is annotated as NEDD8-activating enzyme E1 catalytic subunit. Gene Ontology annotation, cellular component: nucleus; cytoplasm. The transcript has 9 exons. Lineage: Eukaryota; Viridiplantae; Streptophyta; Magnoliopsida; Fabales; Fabaceae. The coding region runs from base 117 to 1457 and encodes 446 amino acids. The record is from RefSeq and is a predicted model, not a curated record. Gene Ontology annotation, biological process: protein neddylation. Gene Ontology annotation, molecular function: NEDD8 activating enzyme activity.